AUUUCCAAUCUUAAAAAACAAAAAGAAGAGCUUUGAGGAGGUGUAACAUAAUUCCUCAUGUGGUGUUGAGUUCACGUUCACGCCCAUCCCAGUAAAGGUGGAACCCCCAUGGCUGCUACAGCCUCUAGCUUUGGAACUACAUGGUGUCUUAGAAGAGCAGCUCAGGCUUUUGCUAUCUCUCAUUCUCAUAUUCUCCGCAACAAUGUUAAACUCUCUUUGCAGAGGAACUUUUGCUCUCAUCUUCUCUCCGUUUCUACUUCUUUAGCUUCAGGUGUAAGCCAGACAGUACAAGCUCUAAAGGGAGAAGUUGACUUGUUACUCAAAGGAGUAGGAGAAAGAAGUGUAACGAAAGAAGUAAAACAUAUUCUUGAGAUGGCUAGACGAGCAUCAUUAAAGCGAGAGAUUCUCCAUACAGAUUUUCUAACCCCUCCAGUGUUAAAGGAAUCUAUGCAAGUUUUGGAAAAACUAGCAGACGUGAAAGCAAUUGCUCAAGGAGGUUACCCUCAGGCUGAACGUUGUCGGAUUUCUGUUGGACAUCCAGAAGAACUGACCAGUGAUCCAGAUAUUAUUUCAGCAUUAAGCAUUACAGGAAACUUCCAGUUUGAACCUUGCUCGCAUGGUGACUUCCUUGGCUCAAUUCUUGGUACAGGAAUUGUCAGGGAGAAACUUGGAGACAUUAUAUUGCAGGGGGAACAGGGUGCUCAGAUAAUUGUUGUACCUGAACUCGUUGAAUUUCUCAUGUCAACACUGGUUAAGGUUCGUAAUGUUCCUGUAUCUUGCACUAAGAUUCCAUUAAUUUCUCUUGAUUAUGAACCACCAAGAACAAAAUCAUUCAAAACUAUAGAAGCAUCACUAAGAGUUGAUGCACUAGCUAGUGCUGGAUUUAAAGUUUCACGGUCAAAGCUAGUUGACAUGAUCAGCAAUGGUGAUGUGCGUAUCAACUGGAUCCCUGUUACUACCAAAGGAACCACACUCAAGAGUGGAGAUAUUGUAUCAAUUAGUGGCAAGGGAAGAUUAAAGGUAUGUUUUAUUUCAUUUUGGAUCAGAUAGGAGAAAUAAACUCCACAAAGAAAGGAAAGUUUGCAGUGGAGCUCAUUCGGUAUUUGUAGAAGUUUAGAGAGUUCAGAAGUACUUUCACUCUCAAAGUAACAACUUUUUCUUUCUUCAUUUGUGUAUUGGAUUUCACAAACAUACUUUUCAAACUUUAAACCAACACAGCCGUAGCCUGUCUAAAACGACAUGCUUUUAUUUUUUGUGGAAAGAUUUGCUUAGCCUCGCAUAACAGUUAUGAAGAUAGAAAAAAAUUGUACAGACAGAACCUUGAUGAUGAAACCUUAAUAUGAAUCAAAUUUCAGCAUCAUCAA
Molecule: messenger RNA, 1364 nt
Organism: Glycine soja
Lineage: Eukaryota; Viridiplantae; Streptophyta; Magnoliopsida; Fabales; Fabaceae
Product: putative RNA-binding protein YlmH
Exons: 10
Coding region: 109-1050 (313 amino acids)
Molecular function (GO): RNA binding
Source: RefSeq, a predicted model, not a curated record